AACAGAAAGACUCGUAAUAAUUAUAUGAAGACUAUCUGAAUUUUCCCGCUGACGAAGCCUCACCUAUUCCUCAAUAUAAUGUUUCGCGAUGCAAUUGAAGGGAGCGUGAGUAAACGCGCCGCCACCUCCGUGGUCGACAAAGUCGUGGUGGCCGUGAAAGCCGAGAGAGUCAUCUCCAAGGCGGCACUAGCCUGGGCUCUUACUCACGUUGUUCACCCCGGUGAUUCAAUAACUUUGCUCGCAGUCUUGCCCUCCGAGAGAGCUGGGAGGAAAUUCUGGAGAUUUCCGAUUUUGGCCGGCGACUGUGCGAGCAGCCACCGGGAGAAGUUGCCGGAUCGGAUAAGUGAGAUCUCAGAGUCAUGUUCCCAAAUGGUGCUUCAGUAUCACAACCAAAUCGAGGUCACGGUGAGGGUUAAGGUGGUGGUAGAUACACUAGCGGGUGCUGUGGCGGCUGAAGCAAAGGGCAAUGGAGCCAACUGGGUCAUACUGGACAAAAAAUUGAAGCAAGAGCUGAAGCACUGUGUAGAGGAACUCCGCUGCAACAUUGUAGUGAUGAAAGGUUCGCAACCAAAAGUCUUGAGACUCAAUUUAGGAUGCUCAGAUGGGCUGGAAACCCCGUUCUUUUCUGCUGCGUCUUCACCACUUAUGGACAUUGGAAAGUUGAAAGGCCAUAAGAAGAAGCAUGCCACUCCAGUGAGCAGCCCUGAAGAAACAAGUACAUCCUGUACAAGAACAACAAGGGAAGGCUCAAUAUCGAGUUUCAAUAGUGCCGCCUCUAUUUUCCUUGUCUAUGAACAGAAUCCUCUUUUUGAAGGUCCGCAGAAAGGGACUUAUAGACUAAUUGAUGAGCAAAAUGAUUUGGAAGAGUCAUUAUCAGCUAUUGACUCAAAACAUGAAAGAGUUAUAACUCUUUCUAAAAUUCCAAGAUCUGUGGCUGGUGAUCAGAGCAUAUUCUGGAUUCCACAAAGCCACGCCCUUGAUGGAAAGCCACCUAAUCCUCGAAAUUACAGAAAUGGCAACAAAAAUGUAUUUUCCUCUUCCAGUACUCUGUUUGAUAAAGAUGUGACAUCAGGUAGAAUUGGGCUUAACCCAACGAAUAACAACGAAUAUAUUAUCAAUUCAAGCAUUAGGGAUGCCGUCUCUUUAGGAAGAACUUCCUCAGUACCUCCUCCACUGUGCUCAACAUGUCAACACAAAACACCAAUGUUUGGAAAGCCGCCAAAACAGUUCUCGUAUAGAGAGCUAGAGGAAGCUACAGAAGGGUUCUCAGAAAAGAAUUUUCUGGCAGAAAGCGGGUUUGGUGUGGUUCAUAGGGGAGCGCUAAGAGAUGGCCAGGUUGUUGCAGUGAAGCAUUUGAAGUUCGGUGGUUCUCAAGCAGAUGCCGACUUCUCUCGUGAAGUUCGGGUUUUGAGCUGUGCACAACACAGGAACGUUGUGUUGCUAAAUGGGUUUUGUAUUGAGGGCAAUAUGAGGAUGUUGGUUUAUGAGUACAUAUGCAACGGCUCCUUAGACUUUCAUUUACAUGGAAACAGAACCCCUCUAGAAUGGCAUGCAAGGUUAAAGAUAGCAACAGGCACAGCCCGUGGCUUACGGUAUCUUCAUGAAGAUUGUAGAGUGGGUUGUAUAGUCCACAGAGAUCUACGACCCAAUAAUAUCCUCCUAACCCAUGAUUUUGAACCUAUGGUUGCAGAUUUUGGGCUUGCUAGGUGGCACUCUGAGUGGGACAUCAGUACCGAGGUUCAAGUGUUUGGUUCAGCAGGGUAUCUUGCACCAGAAUAUGUGGAUGGUGGGCAAAUUACGCAUAAAGUUGAUGUGUAUGCGUUUGGCUUGGUUCUUUUGGAGCUGAUGAGUGGCCGCAGAAUCACCGAGUUGCAACAUGCAAAUGAACAGCUUUUUCUGGCUGAUUGGCUCAGUCCAUUAGCCACCAUGGAAUCAUAUUAUCAGUUACUUGAUCCCACCUUGGCUUCUGAUCAAUCCCCUGAUUUCCUUCGUCAGCUAGAUGCCAUGGGACGAGCUGCUUCCUUAUGUCUUCGUCGAGAUCCCGACUGCAGACCCCAAAUGUCAAAGGUUCUCAGGGUGCUAGAAGGAGGAGAUCUAGUCGUUCCAGUGGGUUCAGACGUGAACUCAAUCGGUAGUAGAAGUGGUCAUUUGAAUGGUUUAAGUUCACGCGCAAAACCUGAACUGAGAAUCAGUCAUUCUCGUAGGCUGUCACAUUAAGAAUAGAUUGCGUGGUAAGAUAUAUCUGCCUAGGAUCUCUAUAUAAAAAGUCGAAAUUUAUUCUUCAUGACCAUCGAUUUGCAUUUUCAUUGGGACUGUUGUGCAACUAGAGUGUCAAAUUUAGUAGCAAUGUUUGUUGUCGCGUAAUGUAAUUAUAAGUAAUGUAUCUAUACAAAAGAUUAAAAAAGAGAUUAAUCAAAAGACAAUUUAGGAUUUUUGUCCUA
Humulus lupulus (European hop) is the source of this 2441-nucleotide messenger RNA. RefSeq names its product inactive protein kinase SELMODRAFT_444075-like. Gene Ontology annotation, biological process: protein phosphorylation. NCBI's taxonomy places the organism in Eukaryota, Viridiplantae, Streptophyta, Magnoliopsida, Rosales, Cannabaceae. The transcript has 8 exons. The record is from RefSeq and is a predicted model, not a curated record. Gene Ontology annotation, molecular function: protein tyrosine kinase activity; ATP binding. Bases 79 to 2217 code for a protein of 712 amino acids.